Molecule: messenger RNA, 1539 nt
Organism: Microsporum canis CBS 113480
Lineage: Eukaryota; Fungi; Ascomycota; Eurotiomycetes; Onygenales; Arthrodermataceae
Product: cytochrome P450 monooxygenase
Exons: 5
Coding region: 1-1539 (512 amino acids)
Molecular function (GO): oxidoreductase activity, acting on paired donors, with incorporation or reduction of molecular oxygen; monooxygenase activity; heme binding
Source: RefSeq, a predicted model, not a curated record
AUGGCCUUCCUAGAUGUCUUCGCACGGUCUGAAGGGUUUAGUACGGCCAUCUUGGCCUUGAUCUCCCCAGUGAUUAUUAUCUUCAUCCAUUUCUGGUCAGACAGUUUUUUACGGGCGCAGAAGCUCAAACGACAGCGUAUCGACGUCCCCAUUAUCAAUCUAAAGGGAGAUGACUAUGACGCCGCUCUCAAGGCAUAUGUCACCGAUGCCAAAAGCUUGCUGCGACGUGGAUACAAGGAAUUCAAACAUGGUAUAUACCAGAUCUGGACCCUUCACGGCUUCACCACGAUUGUUUCACCAGAUUUCUUAGAAGAACUGAGCUCUCUUCCUCCCGGAACUAUAGAUUUCUACGAAGGAACUCGAAAGCGUAUGGUAGGUGACUAUGAGUGGGUGAAGUUAGGAGACCCUUUGGAGGCUCACACGAUUUUGAAAGAUCUGACGCAGAAUAUAGAAUACUUGUUCUCCGAGCUUGGAGAUGAGAUUGACUAUGCUCUGAAAACCGAGCUGCCCGAGUGUAGAGACUGGACCCCCAUAACCAUUCAACCAAAAAUAUUGCGCAUCGUUGCCCUUGUGACGGGCAGAGUAUUCGUCGGCCCUGAGCUCAACCGCAACGAAGAGUGGCUACAUACAUCAAGCAACUUCAUGAUGGAUAUUUAUAUAGCAGGAAGUGCUCUGUAUAAGUACAGCCACUUUAUGCGUCCAUUUGCAGCAAGAUUCCUGGUGCCGGAGAUUCGUAAGGUAUGGUCGCAUCAAGCCACCGCAAAACGUCUAUUUGUCCCAAUCAUGGAGCAGCGAAGAAGCAAUGAAGUGUCAAAACCUGGCUACCAGAAACCGAACGACAUGAUCCAGUGGCUUAUGGAUAAUAAUGCAAAGGAGGAUAAACCUCGCACUUUUGCGGAACUUGCCAACCUGCAUCUACUUGUGUGUUUUGCAGCACUACAUACGUCUACGCUUGCUUUGACACACAUACUCUUUGAUCUUGCCGCACGACCUGAGUAUUUGGAACCUCUUCGAGAGGAGAAGUGUGCCAUAGAGAGGGCUUCUUGCGGUACCUGGUCCAAAUCCAACUACAACAAAAUGGUUAAGAUGGACAGCUUCAUGAAAGAAUCACAAAGACUGAAUCCUCCAAGUUUGUUACUGAAGGAGUUUACGCUCAAAAAUGUGCUCAAGAUCACGCCUGGGACUUACAUCCUUGCCCCCGCUGGCCUUGUAUCCUUAGAUAAUGAUAUCUGGGAAUCCGCAGACGAAUUUCGUGGUUUCCGCUUUUCUGAGCUUCGAUCAAGAAGCAAGGAAGACGCGCACAAAUUCCAAUUCGCUACGAUUACACCCAAUGCUUUACACUUCGGCCACAGUCGCCAAGGUUGUCCCCGCAGAUUCUUUGCCAGUUAUGAGAUUAAAGCCAUUCUAUCUCACAUUAUCGAGAGUUUCGAUAUUAAACUACUGAAUGAGAAGGCGGGGAGACCCGCAAAUAAGAUCACCGGCGCUGCGAUUAAUCCAGAUGAGUCUGUGCAGCUCUUAUUUCGUAAGAGAAGGGCUUAA